AACCAGAACCCAGGAUUGCUUUUGUUUGAUGGCAGAUGAUACCCACAAUCCCAACAACAAGACAAACUAUUGCCCCACCUAAAACAAAACAAUCAAAGUCUCAAACUUUUUUUAAUCUUUUUUUAAAAAAAAAUAAAGAAAACCCAUGAAAAUUAAACCAUAAAGUUAUGAACUUCACCACAAAUUGUAGAAAAUCAAAACCAAAGUGGGAUCCUCUCUCCUAGCUCAGCAUCAGCUCUCCUCCUCCCCCUUCUCCUUUCUCACCUUCUCUAUUGUGCUUGAGCUUAAUCACUGUUCACAUUUUCGUUUCUCACAUUCAUUCUCUCAAAUCUGUUCACUUUCUCUAUCAAUCAUGCCAGUUUUUACAGAAAGCAGUAGCUCAGCAGGAUUAGCAGAGCAGGAGAGGCUGAGAAGACUCCACACCAGAAUCCAAAUCAGCCUUCAAGAGGCCAUUUCAACAGAAUCAACAGAAGCAGAUCCAGACCCACAAAUCCCUUCGAUCAUUCAAUCCACUCGUUGCAAAUCCACCAUCUCCUCUCUCUUCCUCUCCUCCUCUGGCCCUCCCAAGAAGAAGAGCAGCACUUUUAGAGGACUUGGGUGUACUGCGGGGGCAUCCCAGCAGGUGUCGGUGCCGGCAGUGAUAAGGACAUCGGCGCAGUGGGAGGAGAAGAAGGUCAAGAAGAAGAAGAAAAAGAGCCCUUCCGAACAGAAGCAGAAGAAGAAUAGCAACAAUGAAGAAAUUAAAGCUGCGAACUUCGACAGAGACAGAGAGAACUGCGUGAUUUUUCCAGAUGUGUGGUGUGGACCGGGAAUUGGGUUCUCUGCAGAUGCUGUUGGGUCCGUGGAUUGCGUUGUUGCUAGAAGAAAUAACUCCGGGAGAGGAAAGAUUGAUAAUCAGAGGGAGAGGGAAAGGGAGCGUCCUCCUUUCUUUGCAAGAAGAACUGUGAACCCUGAUACCUUUUCUUUUCUGGAUUCUGAUACUUCUUUUGUGACAUCUCGUCCCGAGCCUGAAGUAUUUGGGAGUAGUUACUAUCGACAUGUUCGACAUCCGUCCCCAGAUGCUAUUGCAGAGAUUAUGAUGCUUCAAAAUAGUUUACUGAUGGGGGAAAGAAUAAAUCGAAAUGAUCGAUUUAGCGACUGGAGACUCGAUGUUGAUGGCAUGUCAUACGAGGAACUGCUCGAGCUUGGCGAGAGGAUUGGCUAUGUGAGUACUGGAUUGAAAGCCGAUGAGAUAGGCCGUUGCCUCAGGAAGAUCAAACAGCCGAAUAUUUCUACUGACCUAUCAUUGCAUUUAACUUCAGUAGUAGAUAAGAAGUGCAGCAUUUGUCAAGAGGAAUAUGAAGCUAGUGAUGAGCUGGGGAGGCUGCAGUGUGGACAUGCUUUCCACUCAGAAUGUAUAAAACAGUGGCUCGGGCAAAAAAACGCUUGCCCUGUCUGCAAAACUGCAGCGAUGGCUCGACGCUAGACCUGCACAGGUAGCACCCAGAGGAGUUUUCCUACUCUUUGGUGUAUAGAUUUCAAAAGCAAAUACAUAAGCAAGUAAUCAUUCUUUUGUGUGAAGCUUCAACACCCCCAUUUGCCCCAAAUACAAUGGGCUGUUUUUGUCAUUCCGAAGUUGAAACUUUUGUGAAACUGGUCAAAAAUCAUGACGGAAAUUUAUUAAUUUCUUGAAGGUUGGUUGUCAUUUUUUUUCA
This is a messenger RNA of Tripterygium wilfordii, 1694 nucleotides long. RefSeq lists its product as uncharacterized. Bases 353 to 1465 code for a protein of 370 amino acids. The transcript has 5 exons. Lineage: Eukaryota; Viridiplantae; Streptophyta; Magnoliopsida; Celastrales; Celastraceae. Gene Ontology annotation, molecular function: ubiquitin protein ligase activity. The record is from RefSeq and is a predicted model, not a curated record.